Molecule: messenger RNA, 632 nt
Organism: Octopus bimaculoides (California two-spot octopus)
Lineage: Eukaryota; Metazoa; Mollusca; Cephalopoda; Octopoda; Octopodidae
Product: mitochondrial import receptor subunit TOM22 homolog
Biological process (GO): intracellular protein transport
Cellular component (GO): mitochondrial outer membrane
Source: RefSeq, a predicted model, not a curated record
UACCCUUUAUUAGCGGAUGUGACCUCUCAACCUUUGACCCAGUCAUUUCGCCGUUCCUGUGCGUGUGUGUUUCAUUCCUUCUUCACACCAGACAAAUACGAUGGCAGAGGAAAACCUCUUGAGCUUGGAAGACAAGGACGAAGAUGAGAUAGACGAAACAUUGGCCGAGAGGAUAAUUGGCCUGUCCGAGAUGUUCCCCGAAAGCCUACGCAACACGACCUGUUCGUUGUGCAGCUUAUCGCUCAAUUACGCAAGGUUGUUGUACAGUCUCACUCGGUCAGUGGCAUGGAUCUUCGUGUCUUCGGCGACCAUUAUCGUACUCCCAGCCCUGUUCGAAUCCGAAAGGGCUCAGGCACAAGAGCAGCAACUUCAGCAACAAAGACAGAUCCUUCUUGGCCCAAAUGCUGCUGUGUCUGGUUCCGCGCCUGGGUUACUUCCUGGAGUUGGGAGUGCCCCACCGAGAGUCUAAUGAGAGAGGUUGAAUCUGUGCAUCACUUACUCAUCAUGUGUAGUCACCAUUUUUUAUUAUUAUUAUUAUUAUUAUUAGGAUGAUGAUUAUUAUAAUUUAUUUAUUAUUAUUAUUGUUUAGGCUGUCAGAUUAUUUUAAUUAAAUAUUAUUUCGCUCACAGAUA